Arabidopsis arenosa is the source of this 4245-nucleotide messenger RNA. The record is from the annotation of a GenBank genome assembly. NCBI's taxonomy places the organism in Eukaryota, Viridiplantae, Streptophyta, Magnoliopsida, Brassicales, Brassicaceae.
CUAAACAAAUUGCGUUUUAGAUCAGUUGUUAAAGAAUAAAUUUGACCAAGAAAAAGAAGUCAUAUCUCUGCUCAACUCAAUAAAUGUGAGGUUUAUCUUGUAAUGGGUAUGGAUGGUGUAGGGACUAAACUUAAAUUGGCAUUUGAGACCGGAAUUUAUGAAACUGUUGGAAUCGACUUGGUCGCUAUGAGUGUGAAUGAUAUUGUUACUUCUGGUGCAAAGCCUGAAGUUUGGGAGGAUCAGACCCUUUUCAAGUGGCGUAAGAGAGAUCCUCAUGUCACCUUGCGUUGCCAUGAAUCCGUCCAAGGGGCUUUGAGGUACUGGUAUCAGCGCAAUAACGUGGAUCUCACCGUAUCAAAAUCUGCUGUUUGGAAUGAUGAUGCUGUUCAAGCUGCUCUUGAUAGCGCUGCUUUUUGGGUCGAUGGCUUGCCCUUUGUUAAGUCUUUAUCUGGUUACUGGAAGUUUUUCUUGGCUCCUAAACCUGCAAAUGUUCCUGACAAAUUUUAUGAUCCUGCAUUCCCUGAUUCAGACUGGAACGCUUUACCCGUUCCUUCCAAUUGGCAGUGUCAUGGAUUUGAUCGGCCUAUCUAUACGAAUGUGGUGUACCCUUUCCCGAAUGACCCUCCUCAUGUUCCUGAGGAUAAUCCUACUGGUUGCUACAGAACCUACUUCCAGAUUCCCAAAGAAUGGAAGGACAGAAGAAUACUUCUUCACUUUGAAGCUGUAGACUCCGCAUUCUUUGCUUGGAUAAAUGGCAACCCUGUUGGGUACAGUCAAGAUAGCAGGUUACCGGCUGAAUUUGAAAUAUCUGAUUAUUGCUAUCCAUGGGACUCGGGGAAACAAAAUGUUCUUGCUGUCCAAGUCUUUAGAUGGAGUGAUGGUUCAUACCUUGAAGACCAAGAUCAUUGGUGGUUGUCUGGUAUUCAUCGAGAUGUGCUUUUGUUAGCAAAGCCCAAGGUAUUCAUUGCUGACUACUUUUUCAAGUCAAAAUUGGCAGAUGACUUUUCCUACGCAGACAUCCAGGUUGAAGUGAAGAUAGACAAUAUGCAGGAGUCCUCAAAGCAUCUUGUUCUUUCUAACUUCAUCAUAGAGGCUGCCGUAUUUGAUACUAAAAAUUGGUACAACUCUGAAGGAUUUAAUUGUGAACUUUCUCCCAAGGUGGCUAAUUUGAAGCUUAAUCCUUCUCCAAGCCCAACUCUUGGAUUUCAUGGUUAUUUGCUUGAGGGAAAACUGGAUUUGCCAAAUCUCUGGUCAGCUGAACAACCAAAUGUUUACAUCCUCGUUUUAACUCUAAAAGAUACAUCUGGGAAAGUCCUUGAUUCUGAAUCAAGCAUUGUUGGCAUUCGGCAAGUAUCAAAGGCCUUCAAACAGCUUCUUGUUAAUGGGCACCCAGUGGUGAUAAAAGGUGUAAACAGGCAUGAGCACCAUCCACGUGUUGGGAAGACGAAUAUAGAGGCCUGCAUGGUCAAGGAUUUAAUCAUGAUGAAAGAAUAUAAUAUCAAUGCGGUGCGAAACAGUCAUUAUCCUCAACAUCCCCGCUGGUAUGAAUUAUGUGAUUUGUUCGGCAUGUACAUGAUCGAUGAAGCCAAUAUAGAGACACACGGUUUUGAUCUCUCUGGGCAUCUGAAGCACCCUGCGAAAGAGCCAAGCUGGGCAGCCGCUAUGCUGGAUCGAGUAGUUGGGAUGGUUGAAAGAGACAAAAACCAUACAUGCAUAAUUUCUUGGUCACUGGGAAAUGAGGCUGGCUAUGGGCCUAAUCAUUCUGCUAUGGCAGGUUGGAUUAGGGAAAAAGACCCCUCACGGUUGGUGCACUAUGAAGGUGGUGGUUCCAGAACAAGUUCUACUGAUAUAGUCUGCCCUAUGUACAUGCGGGUUUGGGACAUCAUCAAGAUUGCACUUGAUCAAAAUGAAUCACGGCCGUUGAUAUUAUGCGAGUAUCAACAUGCGAUGGGUAACAGCAACGGGAAUAUAGAUGAGUACUGGGAGGCAAUUGACAAUACCUUUGGCCUGCAAGGAGGUUUCAUAUGGGACUGGGUUGACCAGGGGCUAUUGAAACUGGGGUCAGAUGGCAUUAAGCGUUGGGCAUAUGGAGGGGACUUUGGUGACCAGCCUAAUGAUUUGAACUUCUGUCUCAAUGGGCUUAUAUGGCCUGACCGAACUCCUCAUCCAGCACUCCAUGAGGUUAAGCAUUGUUAUCAACCAAUCAAGGUUUCAUUGACGGAUGGCUUGAUAAAGGUUGCAAACACUUACUUUUUCCACACAACAGAAGAAUUGGAGUUUAGCUGGACAAUUCAUGGGGAUGGUCUUGAACUUGGAUCUGGGACUCUCUCUAUUCCUGUGAUAAAGCCACAAAAUACUUUUGAGAUGGAAUGGAAGUCAGGUCCAUGGUUUUCUUAUUGGAAUGACUCAAAUGCUGGAGAAUUGUUUCUGACAAUAACUACCAAGCUUUUAAAUCCUACUCGUUCGCUUGAAGCUGGUCAUCUUUUGUCUUCAACGCAGAUUCCUUUACCAGCAAAGAGACAAAUUAUACCGCAGGCGAUAAAAAAGACAGACACUAUUAUCACUUGUGAAACUGUUGGAGAUUUCAUUAAGAUCAGCCAGCAAGAUUCAUGGGAGCUAAUGAUAAAUGUCCGAAAAGGAGCUAUUGAAAGUUGGAAGAUUCAAGGAGUUCUCCUUAUGAAGGAAGCUAUACUGCCAUGCUUUUGGCGUGCACCUACAGACAAUGAUAAAGGUGGAGGUGACUCUAGUUAUUUUUCGAGGUGGAAAGCAGCACAGUUGGAUAAUGUGGAGUUCCUUGUUGAAAGCUGUUCAGUGAAGAGCAUCACUGAUAAAGCCGUAGAGAUAGAGUUCAUUUACCUUGGUUCUUCAGCUUCUGGCUCUUCAAAGUCAGAUGCCUUAUUCAAAGUCAAUGUUACAUAUCUGAUCUAUGGUUCCGGAGAUAUCAUCACCAAUUGGUCUGUAGAACCAAACUCUGAUCUUCCACCGCUACCACGUGUAGGUAUAGAAUUUCACAUUGAAAAAACACUGGACCGUGUAGAAUGGUAUGGCAAAGGUCCAUUUGAGUGUUACCCAGACCGAAAAGCAGCAGCCCAUGUGGCGAUAUAUGAACACAAUGUUGGAGACAUGCAUGUCCCUUAUAUUGUUCCAGGAGAAAAUGGAGGUAGAACAGAUGUUAGGUGGGUGACAUUCCGAAACAAGGAUGGUGUAGGAAUAUAUGCUUCAACAUAUGGUAGCUCUUCUCCAAUGCAGAUGAAUGCUAGUUACUAUACAACCGGUGAGCUUCAUCGUGCAACGCAUGAAGAGGAUCUUAUCAAAGGACAAAACAUCGAGGUGCAUCUGGACCACAAACACAUGGGUCUUGGGGGAGAUGAUAGCUGGACUCCAUGUGUUCACGAUAAAUUAGCCUCCACGCGCUUUUAUAUUACUGCCACAGUGGCAAAUCCACCUUCUUCCCUCUCAUGGCCACCACCACCACAACCAUCAUCAUCUUCAACACCUUUCGCCGCCGUCUCAAUCCCACCUGAUCACUCUUCCUCCGCCGUUGGAAUCAGUACUCCAGACUACAUGUUAGGUCUUCGAAACAUCAUUCUCUUACCCCCAUCACCGCAGAUAACAACACGGCCGUCUCCUUCUCCGGUAAACAUCGCGGCGGUGGAAGACAACAACACAGUUGGAGAAAAAGUAUGCAGAGACUGUGGAAACAGAGCAAAGAAAGAGUGUUUGUUCGAAAGAUGUAGAACUUGUUGUAAAAGCAGAGGAUACAACUGUGUCACUCACGUGAAGAGCACGUGGAUUCCUUCUUCUGCAACUCGUUCUUCAUCUUCUCCUUCUGAGAGGAAGAAGAAGCUCAAAAUCGAUAAACAGAGUUCCGCUAAUGUCUCGCUACUUCCGACAACCACUUCUCGUCAAGAGAGAAGCUUCAAAGAGGGGUUACCGGGGAAAAUUGAAGCUCCGGCGGUUUUUAAACGGACAAGAGUAACAGCAAUAAGCAACAACGAGCAAGCAGAGAUUGGUUAUCAAGCAACUGUAACCAUUAGUGGCCAUGUCUUCAAAGGCUUUCUUCAUUAUUAUGGUGUUGAUCACAACAAAGCUUUUCCAUGUCUUUCUCAAAAAUGAUGAAAACUACUUCAUAGGAUUCUGUAUAGAGUUUCUCUGUUUUCAUCUCAAAGUUUUUGUCUUUUUUAGCUAUGUGGAUUGUAUAUUCGAUAUUAAGGGACAAAACAUUAAUGGGCCAUUCCAUUCUUA